Messenger RNA from Aspergillus costaricaensis CBS 115574, 1111 nucleotides. RefSeq names its product U2-type spliceosomal complex subunit CWC24. Gene Ontology annotation, cellular component: U2-type spliceosomal complex. Gene Ontology annotation, molecular function: metal ion binding. Bases 39 to 1058 code for a protein of 339 amino acids. NCBI's taxonomy places the organism in Eukaryota, Fungi, Ascomycota, Eurotiomycetes, Eurotiales, Aspergillaceae. The record is from RefSeq and is a predicted model, not a curated record. Gene Ontology annotation, biological process: snoRNA splicing. The transcript has 2 exons.
UCACAGAUCCCCGUCGCAGACCCGUCGCUCAUAUCACAAUGGCUGAGACGACAAACGAUACAGCUGCAGCUGCGGCUGUAGACCCUCAACCCCCGGUUGUCACUUUCAAAAAGCGUGGCGCAAAGGCCAGUCAGAACAUUCGCAAAAGACCAGCACCGCCUCCCGCAUCGCAAGACGACGAUUCUUCCGACUUUUCCUCCUCUGAAGACGAAUCUGGUCACAGGAUAAAGCGCAGAAAGAACAAGGGUGCUGGGGUUGUCUCUGCUUCAUCCGCCACAACCAAGCCUGUCGAUCGGGAACCUGCGACCACCGCCACCGGUGAUGGCAAAGUGCAGCUCGCGGAUACAAACGACGCCACCAAGCAUGUCGACUGGUUCGACGAGGAUUCUAAGGAGGCGCGUUCGUCUAAAACUCAAGCUACCUCGAGUGAGCCGCAGAUGCCAGAUGGCACAUAUAAGGGACUGGCGAACCAGACGUCAUUCAUUAAGAAGAAUCCGAAUGCGCCAAACAGAUCAUUUGGACCGAUCAAGGCGGCAACCAAUAUCCGUACUAUAACGGUGACAGAUUACUCACCGGAUGUGUGCAAGGAUUACAAGCAGACUGGGUUCUGUGGUUUCGGUGAUAACUGUAAAUUCCUUCACGAUCGAAGCGACUACAAACAAGGAUGGGAACUUGAUCGAGAAUGGGAGACCGUCACCAAGGGCAAACAAUUGAAGGGAACAGUGGUCGCGAGUGCCGACCGGACAACGACGGAGAACAAGGACGAUGAUGAAGAGGCUAUGCUGGAAGACAUUCCGUUUGCCUGUUUUAUCUGCAAGGGGCCAUACAGGGAGCCUAUCGUCACGAAAUGCGGUCAUUACUUCUGCGAGCAGUGUGCUCUGCAAAGGUACAGGAAGGAUCCAAGCUGUGCAGCCUGUGGAUCCGCCACGAAUGGAUUAUUUAGUACGGCUAAGAGAUUGAAGAAGCUGCUAGAGAGGAAGAGGGAACUUGCGGCGAAGAGGAGACAGGAGGCUAUUGAAGCUGGUGAAGAAGUGAGCGACGAGGAAGACGAGGAAUGAGAUGCAUGUACAUAGAUAUCAAAUGUUCCGGAUCUAGGGAAUGUUAGCAGGAC